UGGACACCAGCACAAGCAUGUGAAAACCUCGGUGCUCCAAGUGUAACCAUAUUUCUCGUGUUCCCCGGUUAAUAUAAUCGUGAUAAUGGCUCAAAGAACGAUUAAGCUAUGUUUGUUUGGUGCUCUUGUGAUUGUAGUGUUUGUAAAUGUUACUGAAGGUCAGGUUCGCCGAUGCUUCUCAUGUAGGUCACGAGGUAAACUGGGGGACUGUAAGGACCCGGCCAGGUUCAAUACUUCUCGCCUCAUGCCGGGAGUCGAGGCAGUGCCCUGCGCUUCUAGCUGGUGCUCAAAAAUCAUCGAGGGCAAGAAAGAUGGUGAAGAUCACGAUUUAGCAACGGAGCGACAGUGUUUACAGAGGUCGCCACCAGAUGGCAAACAACGCUGUGCUGAGGCUUUAGUGGGCAAUAAGAAGGUGUUCAUCUGCUUCUGCCGUGGUGAUCUCUGCAACUCUGGAACUAAAGUUUCACCCUCACUGCUGCUACUGUUAUUGGCUCCUGCUGUUCUGCUGCUACUCCCUGUUUGGUGACCAUUGCUCCUGGGGUUGCCGUGUGGACAUACACAAAUGGGCAAAACAAUCUCCGUUGAAACAAUAUUUCUCUUUUUAAAAAAGUACAGCCUUUUUCAAGUCCAAAUGAAGGCAUUAUUUGUGUACUUGCGUCUCUAACCACACACUUAUCAAU
This is a messenger RNA of Cherax quadricarinatus, 680 nucleotides long. RefSeq names its product QVR superfamily protein rtv (gene rtv). The record is from RefSeq and is a predicted model, not a curated record. NCBI's taxonomy places the organism in Eukaryota, Metazoa, Arthropoda, Malacostraca, Decapoda, Parastacidae. Gene Ontology annotation, biological process: sleep; regulation of synaptic transmission, cholinergic; positive regulation of voltage-gated potassium channel activity.